GCAGCGGGCACACGGCAACACGCUCCCUCCUCUGCUCACCGCCUCACCCUGAUCCGGCGGAGCGGGGCAGGCCGCGGGCGGCGCCGCAGCGGGGCCGCGGGGGUUUUCUCUCGUGCGCGCACGCGCGUGGGGACUCGGCUCGAGGGUUUCCUUCCGCGAGCUUCCUGCCCCCACUUCCCCACGCCGGUAGCCCGCCGCCGCAGCCAUCGGGCGGGUUGAAAACUUGAAAUGAACGGUGCCCAACCCUGGGGAAUUCGUUGCCCUCCCAAUCCAUCUCCUCGAUCUCUCCCCCCAAUCCCCAUUGAUGUUCCAUAACCAGCUAGGGUUUUCAUCAACGGCGCCCUAGCCUCCUCUCUCGCCGCCGCCGCCGCCGCGGGCCGAUCCGCCGCCCCCCGCUGCCGUCGAGGGCCGUCGGAUAGCUCAUCGCGGCCUUCCGAUCGGCCUCAUGGACGGCAGAUCGAUAACGGGCCCUCAGCAGCCGGCCGCGCCGCCGCCGCCGCCGUCCCUGCUCGCCGGGGCUGAUCACCGCGGCGGCUCGGCUCUUCCGGACGGCUGCAGCCUGCCCAAGACGUCGUCGACGAGCCUGACGAAGUCCGUCACCGCGGUGCACGACUUCAGGGUGACCGACUACACACUGCUCGACGGCAUGGGCGUCGGCAGGUACGUCAGCUCCACCACCUUCGCCGCCGGCGGCCGCGACUGGGCCGUCCGGUUCUACCCGGACGGCGCCACCGCAGGCUGCGUCGGCCACGUCUCCGCCUUCCUGUACUACUUCAACCGGCAGGCGGCGGCGGCCGGCGUCAGGGCCCGCUUCACCCUGAAUCUGCUGGAGAGGGACGGGCGGAUGUCGCAGGCGACGAACCCCUACAUGAAGCACACCUUCACGCCGGCCAGCGACAACUGGGGCUUCAUCAAGUUCAUCGAGAAAUCCAAGCUGCAGCCAGGCUCGCCGUACCUCCACAAGGACAACCUGAUGAUCAGGUGCGUGCUGACCGUCGUGAUUGAUUCCCGGACGGUGGCGGACGAGGUGAAUUCGGUUGUCGUCCCGCCGCCGAACCUGCACCGGGAUUUUGGGGAGAUGCUGAAAGAUGGUGAAGGGGCAGACGUGACGUUCACUGUGGACGGCCAGUUGUUCCGUGCCCACAGAUGUGUUCUGGCCUACCGAUCGCCGGUGUUUCGAGCGGAGCUCUUUGGUCCACUGAAGGAGAAAGCUACAAGUUGUAUCAGGAUCGAUGACAUGGAGCCGUCAAUCUUCGAGGCUCUUCUUCACUUCAUCUACACAGAUCGUCUGCCGGAUAGCUGCAAUGAUGGUCGGAAUGCGGCGAUGCAGCACUUGCUAGUUGCCGCGGACCGGUAUGGAGUAGAGAGGCUAAGGUUGAUGUGUGAGAGUAAGCUCAGCGAAGCUAUUGAUGUUGAAACGGUGGCGACCACACUGGCCUUAGCAGAGCAGCACAACUGCUCACAGCUGCGACGAGCUUGCAUUGGGUUCAUGGCCUCGCCGAACAUGCUUGGCCCAAUCAUGGAAACCGAUGGAUUCAAUCAUCUUGUUGCAAGCUGUCCGUUGGUUUUGAAGGAGAUUUUGGACAAGGUGUCCUGCAUUUGGAGUGAUAAUCAGCACCGGUAACAAGUGAGUGAUAGUGAUACUGAAUUUUAGUUGCGUGUGCUUGUCUGCGAUCUUGUGCAUUACUGUAAUAUUUAGGGAGUAUGACUUCUCAUCAAUCAUGUAAGAACAGUAGCAUCGGUCCCAUGAACAGUAGCAGUGAUAUGUAACCAGUGUGACUUGUUUGCCCCCUUCGGUUGCAUAUCAGUGCCCACAAACUUUCUGUCAGCAUCAGUUUUCGUUUUCUGUGCUUCUGCUA
Molecule: messenger RNA, 1859 nt
Organism: Setaria italica (foxtail millet)
Lineage: Eukaryota; Viridiplantae; Streptophyta; Magnoliopsida; Poales; Poaceae
Product: BTB/POZ and MATH domain-containing protein 2
Exons: 1
Coding region: 446-1624 (392 amino acids)
Biological process (GO): protein ubiquitination
Molecular function (GO): protein binding
Source: RefSeq, a predicted model, not a curated record